AUGGCGAUUCACACGGAAGGCGUGGCGGCGAGGUCACUCCUCACCUCUGAGAAGCCGACAGUUGAGAUCGUCGAGACUGUCAAGCCCGUCGAGCAACCCAGGACCGUCACAGACCUUCUUUUGAGAAGGGUAGAGGAGGCACCAGAUGUCGAUGUUCUGGCAUACCCGGCAACGGCCCGUGGAAGAGAUGAUUAUGUCAACUAUACCGCCAAGGACCUUGAUCGGUUUGCCGAUGAAGCCGCGCGCAAAUAUGCCCAAGCUGGGCUUCUCCCAGAGAACCCAAACUCAGCCCAAGCAGAGGUUAUCGCGCUUCUUGCCAACUCAGAUAUCAACUAUGUAGUCACCAUGUUCGCCCUGUCAAGGAUGGGCUUCGCGGUGCUCUACCUCUCAACGCGUCUCUCCCCUGAGGCCUACGUUAAUCUCCUCAAGAAGACGAACUGCAACCGCGUCGUCAUCUCAGACCGCUACAGCAGCAUAGCCUCCGAAAUCAGCGAGCAAUACCCCAUCUCAUCGUUCAGCAUUCUCGACAGGGUCGACUACGACCUGCCCACGCCCUCGGGCGAGCGCUUCCCCAUCUUCUCGCACCCCAAGGCCUCCCAGCGCAUCUCUUUCAUCGUCCACUCAUCCGGCUCGACGGGUCUGCCCAAGCCCAUCUUCCAGACGCACGCCGCCUGCGUCUCCAACUACUCGAGCGGCAUCCCUUACCGCGCUUUCCUGACGCUGCCGCUGUUCCACAACCACGGCAUCUCAACGCUCUUCCGCGCCAUCGUCGCGGGACACAGGAUCGCCAUCUACAACGCUAACCUGCCGCUCUCGGGGACCACGCUGGUGAAAGCCAUGGCUGCGACGGAGCCGGGAAGUUUGCAUUGCGUGCCGUACGCAUUGAAGCUGCUCGCAGAGACUGAGGGCGGCAUUGAGGCGCUGAAGAAGCUUAGGCUGGUGCUGUAUGGCGGCAGCAGUUGUCCCGAUGACCUCGGUGACCGUCUCGUCGAGGAGGGUGUGUAUCUCGUCGGACACUACGGUGCAACAGAGAUGGGCCAGCUCAUGACCUCGUUCCGUGAGCCCGGAGACAAGUACUGGAACUACAUGCGCCCCCUCGCCUCGGCCAAGCCCUGGCUGCGCAUGAUCCCCAUCGCAGGCGAUGUCUACGAGUGUGUCGUUCUUGAUGGCCUCCCGUCAAAGGUCAUGUCCAACUCGGACGACCCGGCCCCCAACUCAUACCGCACCCGCGAUACCUUCGUCCCGCAUCCUACCAUCCCCGACGCCUGGCGGUACCUCGGCCGUCUCGAUGACCGCGUCACCCUCGUAAACGGCGAGAAGGUCCUCCCCAUCCCCUACGAGAACCACAUCCGCGAGCACGAGCUCGUCCAGGAGGUCGUCGUCUUCGGCGUCGGCAAGUCCAUCCCCGGCCUAAUCAUCAUCCCCAGCGAGAACGCCAAGGACCUGUCCAAGGAGGAGAUCCUCAAGACCCUCAGCCCGGUCAUCGAGCAGGCCAACGCGCGCGCCGAGGCGUUCGGCCGCGUCUCCCCGGAGAUGAUCGAGGUCGUCGACAUCGGCACGGAAUACCCCCGCACCGACAAGGGCACCGUCAUCCGCGCUGCCUUCUACAAGCAGUUCGCCGACCUCAUCGAGGACGUCUACCGCCGCUUCGAGGCCCCUACGGACGACGUCGGCGGCGAGCUCGUCUCGCUCGACCUUCCCCAGCUGGAGGACCACCUCCUCGACCUCUUCCGCAGCAAGCUCGGCUUCGAGGCCCUGCAGAAGGAGACCGACUUCUUCGAGGCCGGUGUAGACAGCCUCCAGGCCAGUACCGCCCGGGGCCACAUCCAACGCGGCGUCAACCUCGGCGGCAAGACCCUCGGCCAGAACGUCGUCUUCGAGUUCCCCAACGUCGUCGCCCUCGCCAAACAUGUCCACUCUCUCCGCACCGGCGAGGCCGCCGAGGCCGAGGACGAGAUUGAGGUGAUGAGGAAGCUCAUCGCAAAGUACUCCGACUUCAGCGAGCGCAAACCCGGCACCAUAACCCCGGACGGCGAGACCGUCGUCCUGACCGGCGCCACUGGCUCUCUCGGCGCGCACCUCCUCGCCCAGGUUGUGCGCCAGCCCUACGUCAAGACAGUCUACUGCCUCGCCCGAGCCUCUUCCCCCUCCGAAGCCGAGUCCCGCGUGCUCGCCUCGCUCGCACCCAAGGGCCUCGUCCUCUCCGACGCCGAGAAGGCCAAGGUGAAGUACCUCCCGACGAACCUUGGCCAAGCCGACCUCGGGCUCACCCCCGAGGCGGCCGCCGAGCUGCGCAAGACGCUCACGACAGUCAUCCACUCCGCCUGGGCCGUCAACUUCAACCUCGGCGUCGCGAGCUUCGAGGCGCAACACAUCCGCGGCGUUCACAACCUGCUCAACAUCUGCCUCGGCGCCGAGACGGUCAACCCUGCGCGGUUCUACUUCUGCUCGUCCAUCUCGGCGGCCGCGGGGACACCUAUUCCUGCGCGCGUGAAAGAAACGUAUGUGGAGAACCUCGAGCACGCGCAGAACAUGGGUUAUGCGCGGUCCAAGGUUGUGACGGAGCACGUCGUCAAGGCGGCGGCGACCAAGACCGGGAUGACGGCGCGUGUGUUGCGUUUGGGACAGAUUGUGGGCGAUUCUGAGGGUGGUGUUUGGAACCAGACGGAAGCCAUUCCGUUGAUGAUUCGCAGCGCCAAGGUGAUUAAGGCGCUGCCUGCUCUUGACGAGACCCCUUCAUGGAUGCCCGCCGACAAAAUGGCCCUCGCAGUCCUCCAACUCGCCAACCUCACCGGCAGCCGCUGCUCCUCCUGCGGCGCGCCCCCAGCAUCCCCCGACGACGCGGACCUCAGCCUCGUCUACCAGGUCCAGAACCCAAAGCUCUUCCACUGGACCUUUGACUUCCUGCGCGCCCUCCGCGCCGCCGGCCUCGAGUUCCAGAUCGUCUCGCAGCGCGAGUGGGUGCGUCGCAUGCGCGACUCGGACCCCGACCCGGAGCGGAACCCGACGUACAAGCUUCUGCGCUUCUUUGAGGAGAAGUAUGACAACGACAGGCCAGGUCGUGAGGGGUUGGUGUUUGAGACACAGCGGACAGGAGAGAGGAGUCCUGCUGUUGGAGAAGGAUGGGAUGUUGUGGGGAGCGGGCUUGUUGAGAAGAUGGUUAGGUGGAUGGAGACGCAGUGGUAG
Messenger RNA from Colletotrichum aenigma, 3186 nucleotides. RefSeq names its product Adenylate-forming reductase Nps11. Bases 1 to 3186 code for a protein of 1061 amino acids. The record is from RefSeq and is a predicted model, not a curated record. Lineage: Eukaryota; Fungi; Ascomycota; Sordariomycetes; Glomerellales; Glomerellaceae. The transcript is spliced from 3 exons.